UAUUAUAAAUGUUACUAUUAAAUAUGUAAAUACUGUAUAAGCACAAAUAAAUAGUGCUUCAGUAGUGUACAAGUUAUAUGUCACAUUAGCAUAACUCUGAUUAUCUAUAUAGGUGUCAUAUAUUUUGUCUAGUAACCCUGAAUCUUAAAACUAACAGAAAGUAACCCUAGCUUGGUUUUCACUUUCAAGAAUGUUCCUCAUAAAACGCAUGCAAACCGGAAAUGCAAUGUGUUAAAUGUUUAUGAGAACCAACACUUUGUGCAAGUACUGUGACUGACAACCAGUAUCAAGUCGCUGAAAGUGCUCUUUGAAAUAGAGAAGGUAUGGCAACAGGAAACAAUUCUUCAUAUGACCAUGACUAUGAGUAUAUUGAUACUGCUACUCCAAAACCAAAAUCGAACCCAGUUGGCGAGGAUGGCUCCUGCAGAUGGGACUGUGCGGUCCUGGUAGUGGUCAAUAUUGUCAUUUUUGUCGUUGGGGUUUGUGGGAAUAACGUAGUUAUUUGGAUAAUAGGUCUCAAGAUGAAGAAAACCGUCAACUUGACAUGGUAUCUCAGCCUGGCGAUCUCCGACUUCCUGUUCUGCCUUUUCCUCCCUAUAAAUAUUGUAUAUAUGGCCACAGGAGACUGGAUCUUUGGACUCUCCAUGUGCAAGUUCACAUCCUUUAUAUUGUUCCUCAACAUGUUCAGCAGCAUCUUCCUACUGGUCAUCAUCAGUAUUGACCGCUGUAUCUCUGUGGUGUUCCCGGUCUGGGCACAGAACAAACGCACAGUGAAGAAGGCAUCCAUCGUCAUCAUCCUGGCCUGGACUGUCUCCAUUGCUCUAAGUUUUCCUUCAACAAUUGUCCGGGACACAACAAUUGUCCGGGACACCAUGCAGAAAGAGGAAAUUAAGUGCUAUAAUAAUUAUGAGCCACCGUUCAGCCACUUUGCUGUUGUCUUCAGUCGGUUUGCGUGUGGGUUUGUUGUUCCUUUUUUAAUCAUUAUUUCUUGCUAUUCUGUCAUCAUCUGGAGAAUAAGCAGCAACCGAGUGACUAAGUCCUCUAAACCAUUGAAGGUCAUGUCUGCUCUGAUAGGUGCUUUCUUCAUUUGCUGGCUGCCCUAUCAUAUUGUUGUACUGAUGGAAAUAAACCCUAAAUAUGAGAAGUCACUUGGUAUCUACACAAAGGUGUCUGUUACUCUUGGUAGUGUAAACAGCAUCCUAAAUCCAUUCUUGUAUGCAUUUAUGGGUGAAGACUUUAAAAACAAAUUCUGGCGAUCUGUGCUACGCAAAAUUGAAAAUGCACUUGGCGAGGAAACACAUACCACAAACAGAUGGGUCUCUGGUUCUAGUGCAGUAGAAGCUUCCAAUGCAAAAGUGUCAACACACAUGUAAAAAAUUAACGAUUGCAAGAAUUCUAUUUUUAUUAUGCUAACUACAAUGGCCGUGUAAUGAGGAAAUGUUUUUCUUAAGCCAGUUGUGAAUAGACUACCUGAUGCGAUGUUCAUUUUAAGAUACUUUUCCAAAGACUAAAAAUUCAAGUAAACGGAUACAAAUUUAUAUUUAAAGAAUAUCCCAGCCUGGAUUCUGCUGGGAUGGGGAGCUGGGAAUCAUAUCUGCCCAUUGAGGGAAGGUAGAUGCCCCCCAGACCCAGCUCCAACCACCACCAUGCCAUCAUGCUCAGUCUUUGAAAUCUAGGAGCCGAGAUAGAGUUGGUAUGGGAGACAUAUAAGAUGACACCAGACCAAAGAUUUAUCCUUUAAGUUUUCUUAAUAUCCUUGGGAGUCUUAAUGUCUUUCAUGAAGUUACACAUGACAUGUGUAACACAUAAAAUUAAGUUACAAAUAAUGCAUAUAAUAAUAGCUACUUCAAUAUAAUCUGUAACAUUUAUUUUACAUUCUUCAUUUACUGUGUGUACUUUCUGUAAAUGAAUAAUAGGCUUUGAGGUAGUGUUUGCCUUUUAACUUGAUCAUUUUAAAGAGCAUAAUAAGUGUUAGUUUUCUGUAAUAAUCAUUUUUAAACUGAACAAUGUGUAAGUAACCUUUGUAACUCAUUUAUGUGGUUGAAUAAAAAUAAAAAGUGAAUUUUAAA
Messenger RNA from Brienomyrus brachyistius, 2069 nucleotides. Its product is annotated as C3a anaphylatoxin chemotactic receptor-like. The transcript has 2 exons. Gene Ontology annotation, biological process: phospholipase C-activating G protein-coupled receptor signaling pathway; inflammatory response; positive regulation of macrophage chemotaxis. Gene Ontology annotation, molecular function: complement receptor activity; G protein-coupled receptor activity. NCBI's taxonomy places the organism in Eukaryota, Metazoa, Chordata, Actinopteri, Osteoglossiformes, Mormyridae. The record is from RefSeq and is a predicted model, not a curated record. Bases 324 to 1373 code for a protein of 349 amino acids. Gene Ontology annotation, cellular component: plasma membrane.